AUGAUGUUCUUCAAGGCCUUACCGGGUCUUCUCUUCGUCGGCGCCGUGUCCGCUGCCUCCGACAAGACCUAUGACUAUGUUAUUGUGGGAGGAGGUACCGCCGGUUCCGCCUUGGCGACCCGUCUGAGUCUCGGUCUUCCGAACGCUCAGAUCCUGCUCCUCGAAGCCGGUCCGUCCGCUCUCGAUGAGCUCCGCAUCAACGUCCCCGGCCUUCGAGGCUCGAUCCUGGGGACGAACUACGACUGGAACUUUACCACUGUCGAUCAAAGCGGUCUUGGUGGUCGUCAAAUUGCCGUCAAUCGUGGGAAAGUUUUGGGUGGCUCCUCCGCCAUGAAUUACCUUUGCUACGACCGCGCUUCAUCUCCAGAGUACGAGUCGUGGGCCGAGAUGGGCAGCGAGGGCUGGACAUGGAAUACGAUGAUCGAGGCCAUGACGCAGUCGGAAAACUUCACUGGGUCAGACAAUGAUCCUCGCGGUCGCUCUGGACCGAUCAGAAACACCUACAACCGUGUCAUAUACGACGUUCUCAACACAUGGCAGCCGGCUGGUAGCGAACUCGGUCUUCCAAUUAAUGAGGAGGGAAACAUGCAUGGCAACCCAAUUGGUAUCAUGUUCCAAGGCACCAACAUCGACAACACCGACUACAGCCGGUCUUACAGCGCCAACAGCUACUUGCCUCUUGCUGGGUCAAACCUGGUCGUCCAGACCAACUCCCAAGUUGUGAAGGUAAACUUGGAGAAAGCAGGCGAGAACGACUUUUCCGCAACAGGCGUGACCCUGUCUGACGGCAGUGUCAUCAACGCCGCCAAAGAGGUCAUUCUUUCUGCCGGAUCUAUCCAGAGCCCUGGAAUCUUGGAGCUUUCUGGCAUCGGUCAGGCCGCCGUCAUCGAGGCGGCUGGAGUGACUCCUGUCAUUGAUCUGCCCGGAGUUGGCGAAAACUACCAAGACCACAUCCGUACUUCGAAUGUUUACCGCCUGAAAGACGGUAUUGAUUCGUUCGACAACUUGAUAUUCGACGCCGGCGGUGAAAAUGCCACUGCAGAGCUCCAGAAAUGGAUCGACGGAGAAGUCUCACUGUACGACUACACAUCGGCUGCGUAUGGAUUCUUGAACUGGGGUCAGGUCGACACUCAGGCACAAGCCGAUCUCAUUGCCUUGGCUGAAGCUGCGGUGGGCAGCAGCACAAACCCUAUCGACCAGAAGAAGCUCGAAUUCCUGAAGAAUGAUGCCGUCCCCGACUACGAGCUCAUCUUCGAGGCCAACCACGUCGGUGCCGCCGGGUACCCUGGAUCGGGCAAGUUCAUCACCAUCUUCAGCACCGUCAUGCAUGCUCUCAGUCGUGGCAAUGUGCACAUUGACCGGGCAAACCCAACGGGCAAGCCGAUCGUGGACCCCAAAUACCUUAGCAAUGAGCACGACGUGAAAGCUGCCAUUGAGGGCUCGAAGUUCGCGCGCAAGAUCGCAGAGGCGGGGCCCAUCAAGGCCAUGUGGGAGGCCGAAACAGAACCGGGUCCGGACGUUCAGACUGACGAGCAGUUCCGCGAAUUCGCCGUCAACACAGUCAACAGCUUUUACCACCCUGUUGGAACCUGCUCUCUUCUGCCCAGAGAUGAUGGUGGUGUUGUUGAUGCGGAUUUGAAGGUCUAUGGAACUAAGAACUUGCGUGUGGUUGACAACAGCAUUGUUCCUAUCAUCAUUUCAGGACAUAUCCAAACGGCGGCCUACGGUAUCGCUGAGGUAGCCGCUGCUAAGAUCAUUUCUGAGGCAGCCUAG
Messenger RNA from Colletotrichum karsti, 1773 nucleotides. RefSeq names its product choline dehydrogenase. Gene Ontology annotation, molecular function: oxidoreductase activity, acting on CH-OH group of donors; flavin adenine dinucleotide binding. The transcript has 2 exons. NCBI's taxonomy places the organism in Eukaryota, Fungi, Ascomycota, Sordariomycetes, Glomerellales, Glomerellaceae. The coding region runs from base 1 to 1773 and encodes 590 amino acids. The record is from RefSeq and is a predicted model, not a curated record. Gene Ontology annotation, biological process: secondary metabolite biosynthetic process.